AUGGCGAUGCAUCUUUCCCUAUCCAAGCUUUUCGGUAACACGAGGCAAAUAAGAAGCUACAGGAUUAUUCGCAGGGCAAGGCUCUGUGACGUCUUCAUUAACCACCGAGGGGUUGACACCAAGCGCAACAUUGCUGCGUUGCUUUACGAUCGUUUUGCCCACCUUGAGCUCCAUCCUUUCUUGGACUUCCAUAGUAUGAGGCCCGGCGACGAUAUCUUCUACAACAUUGAAACUGCCAUACGAGACUGUAAGGUUGGGUUGGUCAUCUUCUCUCCAAACUAUUGCUCUUCUUACUUCUGUCUCCAUGAGCUGGCUCUAAUGACAGAAUACCAGAAGAAGAUCAUUCCCAUCUUCUACGAUGUCAACCCCUCUGAUCUUGUGCUUGCUGAUGGAGGAAGCUAUCCGGCCAAGGAGCUGCACAGGUAUAGAUUGGCGCUUGAGCUGGCCAAGCGCAGGGUGGGCUUCCCUUUUGAUUCCAGCAACGGGUAA
This is a messenger RNA of Macadamia integrifolia, 489 nucleotides long. RefSeq names its product TIR-only protein-like. The record is from RefSeq and is a predicted model, not a curated record. NCBI's taxonomy places the organism in Eukaryota, Viridiplantae, Streptophyta, Magnoliopsida, Proteales, Proteaceae. Gene Ontology annotation, biological process: signal transduction. The coding region runs from base 1 to 489 and encodes 162 amino acids. The transcript has a single exon.